Molecule: messenger RNA, 1962 nt
Organism: Centrocercus urophasianus (Greater sage-grouse)
Lineage: Eukaryota; Metazoa; Chordata; Aves; Galliformes; Phasianidae
Product: disintegrin and metalloproteinase domain-containing protein 21-like
Exons: 1
Coding region: 7-1962 (651 amino acids)
Biological process (GO): male gonad development; proteolysis
Cellular component (GO): sperm head plasma membrane; plasma membrane; external side of plasma membrane
Molecular function (GO): metalloendopeptidase activity
Source: RefSeq, a predicted model, not a curated record
CAGGUGAUGAUCGAGCAGCCCGGUGUGCUAGCAGAUUGCUAUUACCACGGCUAUGUGGAAGGAAUCCUGGACUCCAUGGUGACUCUGACCACCUGCUCUGGGCUCAGGGGACUGCUGCAAAUUGGAAGCUUGAGCUACAGCAUCGAGCCCCUGGCAGCUUCCUCCACAUUUGAGCACCUCCUGCUGCAGAGGGAGGCGGCAGUUCCUGGGACAGUGAUCUACAAAACACUCCAAGGAGGCAGGCGAUUUGCAGGUCGCGGGACAGCACCCAGGCAGUUCCAGCCCUGGGGACGGACACGGUACUUGGAACUCAUGGUGGUGGUGGACAAAGAGGGGUUUGACUCCUUUGGCACAAGUAUAAGAGAUGUGACACUAGAGGUUAUUGAAAUAAUCAAUCUGGUGGAUGGACUGUUUUCCUCUGUCCGCCUUCGCGUGUUAUUAACAGUACUGGAGAUUUGGACAGAGAAGAACCCUAUCAGUAUCACCAAAAACAUAACUCAGGUCCUCCACAGCUUCAAUCGCUGGCGCAUUCAGCAUAGCCCUGCACACAUCAUGCACGAUGUGGGGUGUCUGUUUGCCUCGCUGGACUUCAGUCACAGUACAAGAGCAUUGCACACGGGCAGUGAAUCAAACUUUGCCAGUGCAUGCAACAGACAGCGCUCCUCUGCUGUUGUAUCAUUUGCAAAACAGACUUACAUUGACACUGCAGUCCAUGUCGCUCACGAGUUGGGAUAUGUCCUUGGCAUGGAGCACGAUGACGAACACUGCAGGUGUGGAAAUGCCUCUAAAUGCAUCAUGAACCCAAAGAGCACAGUGAGCUAUAGAUUCAGCAACUGCAGCACAAAAUACUAUUUUGAUUUUAUAACAUCAGGGCAAGGAAAAUGUCUGAAUAACAUUCCAUCAUCUAUAGGGAGAUUCGUACCGCAGCGCUGCGGGAACGGUAUCCUGGAGGACAGGGAGGAAUGUGACUGUGGCUCAGAGGAACAGUGUAAGUCAGACCCUUGUUGUGACAAUACCUGUCAAAAGAAGGAAGGAGCCAUCUGCACUUCUGGACAGUGCUGCAAGGAUUGCAAGCUUCUUCCAGAAGGAGAAGUGUGUAGGAAGAGCAUCAAUCCUUGCGACCUGCCCGAGUACUGCAACGGGACGUCUGAGCAUUGCCCAGAGGAUGUGGCCAAGCAGGACGGAACCACGUGCGCUGCAGAUGGAUACUGCUAUUCAGGAAAAUGCAGAUCUCACACAUUACAGUGCCAGAAUAUCUUUGGUGAGAGAGCACAACCUGCUCCACUACAAUGUUUCGAGGAGCUGAACACAAAAGGGGAUCGAUUUGGUAACUGCUGGGGAGAUGGCACAGACAGCAAAUUUCAGAAAUGUAAGUUAGAAAACGUCCUUUGUGGGAGGGUGCAGUGUACUAAUGUUAGACACCUGCCUCAGGCAGAUCACUCAACCAUCAUCCAAACCCCAGUGGGUGAUACCUGGUGCUGGGGCACGGAGUAUCACGUGGGCCUGGACACCUCAGAUGCUGGAGUCAUUGAGGAUGGCACGCAGUGCGGCGAGAAGAAGAUCUGCAUCAAUCGGACAUGUGUCCCUGAGGAGAAGUACCUGGCAUCCCACUGCUCUGCCAACACCACCUGCAGAGGAAAGGGCGUUUGCAACACUAAAGGAAACUGUCACUGUGACAAUGGCUGGGCACCUCCCUUCUGCCAGUAUGCUGGCUUUGGAGGAAGCAUCGACAGCGGGCCAACACCGGUCACGAAAAAAGGGCUUUUUAAGUCCAUUGUCAGGAUUACCAUACUGACUGGCACUGUUCUGAUACUUGCAGCACUUGCCACUGAAUACAUCAGAAAGUUUAUGGCAAUCCGACUGUUGAGCAGGCCUGCUGGACGAGGUCAGUCCAGAGAGGGGGAUCCUGAGAAGGAAGAAAGUCAAUCCAAAUCAGCUGAGAGUCAAAACUCCCCAGUAUAG